Polychytrium aggregatum is the source of this 1794-nucleotide messenger RNA. RefSeq lists its product as uncharacterized. The record is from RefSeq and is a predicted model, not a curated record. NCBI's taxonomy places the organism in Eukaryota, Fungi, Chytridiomycota, Chytridiomycetes, Polychytriales. The coding region runs from base 1 to 1794 and encodes 597 amino acids. The transcript is spliced from 4 exons.
AUGGCUGAAGGCAAGCGCCCUGCCCCGAUAUACUUUGUUUUGGGCUUCAACGACUCGAUGGUAACGUUUCGUUUCUUCAGCUGGUCGUCUGCUUUGGCGCUCACGUCCGGGUGGCAGGUCGCUGUGCACGGAUUCGAGCAGAUCGUUCUGACCUGUCCAACACUGUUGCCAAACCUUGCCGUCAUGGGUACCGAUCUCAAGAUGGAGCGCGACUGGAAAGAGUACCGGCGGACCACAUCGAGGAACUACCGCAUCAAUAUCUUGAUCAUGCUUUUGUACUGCGUAUCACUCGCUUUCAACUGGAGUGUCAGCGGAGCUGUCUACCCGACAGAUCUGCCUGGGUUCAUUACGACCUCGAUAAUCCUCCUGGGAUUUACCGUCAAGCUUCCACGGCGCUAUCAUCAGAUCUUGACGCUGGUUAGCACCAUCACGGUGUUGAUCUCCUUUACUCUUGGGUCGAUUCCGUUCCUGCCUUUUGGCAUUCUCUACCAAACCUCCAACAAAACCGUCACACUCUUUGGCAUAUCCGCAACCUACCAGGGCAGCUUCAAUGUGGUCGUGGUCCUGCUUGUGGGCUUCAUCAGUCUCUCGGGUAUAACCUGGGCCCUGGUUUGUCCGGGUCUCUUUCAUGGGCUCAGCGCCUUCAGCAUCUCGUUUUCGUACAUCAAGGUGGUCUGCUCGGGUUUGCUCGCUGCCUAUGCCAAGGUGGGAAUCUUUGCCCACUCUCAAAAGUCCCUGACCGAAGCCCUGCGCGAAAAAAUGGCCGAGGAGGUUGCCUUCUAUCUGCCCGAGAAGAACAUCUGGACGGGCGAGUUCAUCUAUCCGAUCAAGAACUAUGUUGUGCCAAUGCGAUGGUUCAGGACCCUCGCCAGGACGGUCUAUCGCGGCUGGUUCAACAUGAGAUUUCGGGACAAGGAGCUGGAGCAGAGCUAUCUAGAACACAUGAAUCGCAAGUCGAUCGAGUAUCACCUCAUCACCGUCGCCAUCAACCUCAUGAGCACAAUCAUGGGCACGGUUUUGGACUUGACCAACAGCGCACCCAUCACUCAGCUGUAUUCGUACAAGAUCCUGCGCUUCAUAUACUUUCCGAUCGCUCUGAUCGUGCCAUCGGCGCUGCUGGUCUUCAAGAGUAUUCGCCAAUCCCCGAUGAGCUGCCAAAUGAUCAUGCUUUUCAGUUCCAUCGCCAACAUCAGCGGCUACUUGGUGUCGUUCCUUCUGUAUCGGUUCCUGAAUGUUGGCGGAGACCCGAUUGUCUCCACUAUUUCGUCCAACGACUUCCAUCAAAGCCUCGCCGACAUUUCAAUCGCCAUAUUCUCUGCCUGUGCGCAAUCGGGUCUCUUGGCUCGGAUCUACUUGCCAUGGCUCUUCCUCCUGCUCGUCGCUACCUUCGUGGUGGUCUUUGUGGUACCCACUGCGGCGCCCAACAGUCUCGUCAACUAUACCUUCACGGCCAUACCCGAGGCUUGCCUCGUGGCAUCCGUUAUUGGAGUCAUGAUCGAGUUUGAGAGCCGCAAGCUCUUCUUGCUUCAGUCAUGGGCUAGUGGCUUGGAUAUCGCAAUCCCGGCAUCAGUCGAUGCCAUGUUUUCGCCUGCCAUCAUCACUCCGGCGGGUGUCCGACGCAUGAUCUCGCACACCUCGUUUCAUAUCAAGAACAUCCCGAGGACGGGCUCGGGCUCAGCCAAGGUCCUGCCGAUAACUCAGUCAAUGGAAAGAGACAUGGAAAACGCACAGACUCUCGAUCGGAGCGGCUCACUCGCGCCCACAACCAUCAUGGACAAGAUUGACUUGUGUUGA